Cavia porcellus (domestic guinea pig) is the source of this 4386-nucleotide messenger RNA. RefSeq names its product attractin-like. Gene Ontology annotation, cellular component: Golgi apparatus. Lineage: Eukaryota; Metazoa; Chordata; Mammalia; Rodentia; Caviidae. The record is from RefSeq and is a predicted model, not a curated record. Gene Ontology annotation, molecular function: protein binding.
AUGCCACUCGAGUCAUGGACACAUUUUUGCUGCGGUAAUAAUAGGGCCUAUACCUAUAUUCCAGCCAACUGGACAGGUACAUGCAUAACUGCUUCCCUCCUGCCCGACAUAGAUAUUGUCUCAGGUGACCAACCUGUCCCAGUACUAGCACUUGAUUACAUUGCUGGCCGCCAAAAACGAGCAGUAACACUGAUCUUGCUUUUGGUGGGAAUGGGCGUCAUUGGCACUGUAGCCACGGGUACUGCUGGCUUCACCGUUGCCUUAGAUAAAUAUACUGACCUGUCCAAUCAGUUGUCUAAAGAUGUUCAAGCCUUAUCCUUUACCAUAAAAACUCUCCAAAACCAAUUAGACUCACUGGCAGAGGUUGUCUUACAAAACAGACAAGGGCUAGACCUGCUCACGGCAGAGGAGGGGGAAAUCUGUCUUGCCUUACAGGACAAAUGUUGCUUCUAUGUCAAUCAGUCCAGUGUUGUGAGAGCUCAGGGAGGAUGUGCACUGUUCAGAGUGGACCUCAGGAGCCACCGUCCGCACAGCCCAGCCCCGCCCUGCCCUUGCACAGACACGGAUGCAUCUGUGCGCUGCGCAUAUACUCUGCGCAAGCAACCUGCAGAGAAGGAUGGAGAAAACUGCAGCGUCCACUGGCAGGAGGGCUGGGCUGCCCCAGGACAGGGAUUUGGCCCUUUCUGGGGGGCCGGGGCUGGGGGAUGUGGGCUGCGUUCCUCUGCUCUGCGGAUUCUGUUGCUGCUUCCCAGGCUGCUCCUGCUGUUCCUGCUGCUGCACUGGGAGACCCACCCCUGGGCCGAGGUGGCCCAGUCGAGCUCCGCUGCAGCUGAGGUCAAGAAAUGAGAACAGCCCUGUCUCAAAGGAGGCCGCUGCGACCCUGGCACAGUACUCUGUCCAACUGGCUGGAUGGGCAUCCAUUGCCAGCACUGUGGGGGUCGCUUCAAACUAACUGGAUCUUCUGAGUUUGUAACAGAUGGACCCGGGAAUUAUAAACAUAAAACAAAAUGCACAUGGCUCAUUGAAGGACAGCCACAUAGAAUAAUGAGACUUCAUUUUGGUCAUUUCGCUUCAGAGUGUAGUUGGGAGUACGUUUAUGAUUGUGAUUCAAUUUAUGCACCUCUAAUUGCUGACUUUAGUGGUCUCAUUGUUCCCAAGAGACAGAGUAAUGAGACUGUCCCCGAGGUCCUUGCCACAUCGGGUUAUGUGCUGCUGCAGUUUUUUAGUGAUGCUGCCUAUAAUUUGACUGGGUUUAAUAUCACUUACAGUUUUGAUGUGUGUCCACAUAAUUGCUCAGGCUGAGGAGAGUUCCAUAACAGCAGCAACACUGUUGAGUGCAAAUGUUCUGAAAACUGGAAAGGUGAAUCGUGUGAAGUGCCUGACUGGUCAGAUAACUGUGGCUUUCCUCAUCAAGGCAUCUGCAAUUUAAGUAGUGUCAGAGGAUGCUCUUGCUUCUCUGAGUGGCAGGGUCCUGGGUGUUCCAUUCCUGUGUCAGCAAACCAGUCAUUUUGUACUCUAGACGAAUAUUCUAAUCGAAAGCUCCCCAGAGCAUCUCACAAACCUGUGGUCAAUGGAAACAUAAUGUGGAUUGUUGGGGGAUAUAUGUUAAACAACUCAGAUUACAACAUGGUUCUAGCCUAUGACCUUGUUCCUAGGAAGUGGCUUCCACUAAACCGCUCUGCAAAUGAUGUUAUUGUGAGAUACGGUCAUUUGUUAGCAUUAUAUAAAAAAAUUUACAUGUAUGGAGGAAAAAUUGAUGCAACAAGGAAUGUGACCAAUGAGUUGAGAGUGUUUCAUAUUUGUAAUGAGUCAUGGACAAUUGUGAUCCCAAAGACAAAGGAGCAGCGUGCAGUGGCUGGGCAUUCAGCACAUAUUGUUACAUUGAAAACUGGCUGAGCGGUCAUGCUGGUGAUCUUUGGUCACUGCCCUCUCUAUGGCUAUAUAAGCAAUGUGCAGGAAUAUGACUUGGAUAAGAUCACAUGAUGUGUAUUACACACUCAGAGUGCCCUUGUGCGAGGGAGCUAUGGGCACGGCAGUGUUUAUGAUCACAAAACCAAGGCCCUUUAUAUUCAUGGUGACUACAAGUCUUUGUUUUCUUUCAGAGCUGAUAAAUAUGGGCUGGCAGAUGAUGUCUACAGGUAUAAUGUGAAUACCCAGAGGUGGAUCAUUCUUAAGGGCAGCCAAUCUAUGCUUAACUUGCACACAGCUGUAAUAGUGAGUGGAGUCAUGCUUGUGUUUGGAGGAAAUACACACAAUGACACAUUUAUGAGCCGUGGGGGCAAAUGUUUUUCUUCAGAUUUCAUGGCUUAUGACAUUGCUUGUGACCAUUGGUCAGUACUUCCCAGACCUGAUCUCCACCGUGAUGUCAAUAGAUUUGGCCAUUCAGCAGUCUUACACAAUAGUGCCAUGUAUGCGUUUGGUGGUUUCAACCGUCUUCUCCUCAGUGACAUCUUGGUGUUCACCUCAGAACAGUGUGAGGCACACCGUGAAGCUGCUUGCAUAUCAGCAGGACCAGGUAUUCGGUGUGUAUGGGAUGGGAAAACAUCUCAAUGUGUCUCUUGGGAGCUGGAGACUGAAGAACAAGCUGAAAAAUUAAAAUUAGAAUGUUUUGCUGAAAUGACUCUUGACCAUGACAGGUGUAGCCAGAGCACAGAUUGUUACAGCUGCACAGCCAACACCAAAGACUGCCAUUGGUGCAAUGACUAUUGUCCUAGGGACCACAGCUGCACAGAAGGCCAAGUUCCCAUUUCCAAGUAUGAGAAUUGCCCUAAGAAUAACUCUGUGGAAUACUGGAACAAGAUCAACUGCAGGAACCAUGUCUUGGACCAAAACUUCCAGUGGCAACACAGGAAACAAAGGUGCACUGCACCGACUGAAAACACUUGUGGCAUUGGCUGGCAUUUAGUUGGAAACUCAUGUUUGAAAAUUACUACUGCCUAGAAUAAUUAUGAAAAUGCUACAUUGCUUUGCAACAAUCACAGUGCCUUUUUGGCUUCCCUCAAAACCCAGAAGAAAGUAGAGCUUGUUCUUAAGCAACUAAGAAUAAUGAAAUCAUCAUAGAACAUAUCCAAACUCACCUUAACCCCAUGGGUUGGCCUUUGGCAGGUCAAUGUGUCCCUCUGGUCCUGGAAUGAUGGAUCUCCACUUACAAACAGCCUACUGCAGUGGAUGCUAUCUGAGCCCAGCGAUAUUGGGAUCUGUGGGUACUUAUCAGAGCUCAGUAUUCUGGGAUUGAAGGCUGCAUCCUGCCACAGUCCACUUAAUGGCAGCAUCUGUGAAAGGCCUAUAAAUCAUGGUACCAAGCAGUGCUGGGAAUCAUGUGCCUUGUGGACUACAUGCAGAGAGUGUUCGACCAAAUCCCAGGGCCUGUCGUGUGGCAACAUAAAGCAGUGUGUGGACUUCAGUGCCUAUGUGACCUCCUUCCCUUUCAGACAGUGUACUGAGGGGUAUUUGUUGGACAGUUGUCCCCCUGAAAAUUGUUCUGGGUACUACAUGUAUAGUUAUUGCUUAGAGCAGCCAGGUGGUGGCUGGUGUACUGAUCCAAACAAUACAGGUAAAGGAAAAUUCAUAGAGGGCUCCUACAGAAGACCAAUGAGCAUACCUUCCCAGUCCUCUACAGGAACUGUCUAUCCACAGCCUCUUCUGAAUUCCUGCAUGUGUCUAGAGGGCAGCAGAUAUAACUGGUCUUUCAUUCAUACAGCUUGCCAGUGCAAUGGCCACAGCAAGUGUAUCAACCAGAGUGUUUGUGAGAAGUGUGAGAAUAUGACUGCUGGGAAGCACUGCAAGACCUGCAUAUCUGGCUACUAUGGAGAUCCCACUAAUGGAGGCAAAUGCCACCCAUGUAGCUGCGAUGGUCAUGCGUCACUGUGUACUCCCAACACGGGAAGAUGCUUUUGCACCAAGGGUGUCAAGGGGAACAUGUGCCAACUGUAUGACGUAGAAAAUCAGUACCAUGGAGACCCUCUCAAUGGAACAUGUUAUUAUACUCUUACUAUUGACUCUCAGUUCACUUUUAGCCUGAUCAAGGAAGAUGACUAUUAUUACACAGCCAUCAAUUUUGUGGCUACUUCUGAUGCACAAAACAAGGAUUGGGACAUGUUCAUCAAAGCCUCUAAAAACUUCAGCCUCAACAUCACCUGGGUUGCCAGCUUCUUAGCUGGAACUGAGGCUGGUGAAGAGUUGCCUAUUGUUUCAAAAACUGAGAUUAAGGAAUACAAAGAUAGCUUCUUCUCUAGAAAGUUUCAUUUUUACAGCCACCCAAAUAUCACUUUCUUUGUUUAUGUCAGUGGUUUUACCUGGCCCAUCAGAAUUCAGAUCACCUUCUCCCAGUCUUUUCUUGGAUCAUCUACGUUUUUGGCUUUUUUAAACUUUUGGGGUCUCUACUGA